Alligator sinensis (Chinese alligator) is the source of this 2294-nucleotide messenger RNA. RefSeq names its product HAUS augmin like complex subunit 7 (gene HAUS7). The record is from RefSeq and is a predicted model, not a curated record. The coding region runs from base 1334 to 2239 and encodes 301 amino acids. The transcript has 9 exons. Lineage: Eukaryota; Metazoa; Chordata; Crocodylia; Alligatoridae. Gene Ontology annotation, biological process: centrosome cycle; spindle assembly. Gene Ontology annotation, cellular component: HAUS complex. Gene Ontology annotation, molecular function: microtubule minus-end binding.
CCUGGCAGGUGUGAGCCGGUCAGUGACGGUGACAGUGGCCUACUUGAUGCAGCGCCUGCGCCUCUCACUCAACGAUGCCUACGACCUCGUCAAACGGAAGAAGGCUGAUGCCUCCCCCAACUUCAACUUUCUGGGCCAGCUGCUAGACUUUGAGCGCCAGCUGGGCCUGGCUGAGGGUGGGCUUGGGCCUGGUAGCCCCCCGGGCCCCCAAAGCCCCAGUCCAAGCCCUGCGCCCUCCCCUGCUGCCUUCUUCUCUGAUGAUGACCCAGGGCCAUCCCCUCAUAACCUCACAUAGCCCCCUAGGCCUGGCAUUUACCCCCCCUGCUUUCCCGCACUCUAGAGUAAGAGCUUAUGGCCUGGGGGCUCAAACUCGGGGAGGGCAGUGGCUAACCUAUAAGAUUCCUCCCCCUCCCCCCAACCACUGGCACCAGUGGAGCAGUCCCUGGUGGUUGGGCACCUACCCCCCAUCAUUUCUUGGGGGACUGGAACCAGCUGCUGGAGAAUAACCUGGAACUGGCAAUUGAGAACCUGAAGCCUAGGUUCUAGACUACCCCCCAUCUGCUGGGAUCUACAAGAGACUUGGAUCGUCUGUGCAUCCAGAAAAAAGGUGGAUCUAGACUGGAACCUCAUGGGAUGCUCUAGGACAAGCCCAGCCCCUGGGGUGCCAGGUCCAGGCUGAAGCCGGGUCAGGACCAGGAGGCACUAUGGGUGCCUCUCUGUGGGUGCCUGCCCAGCUGGAGGGAAGGGACUCUGCUCCCUGGCUGUGUGUGCCUGUGUGUCCUAUGCUCCCUGCCGGUGGGGGCUGGAGUCCCGCCUCCAUGCACAUGCCUGCAGGCGCGUAACCCUUGGGAGGGGUUGCCAUGUGCGCAUGUGCAUCUCAGGCCUUUUAUUUUUAACAGUUUUCAUAUAUGUGGGGUUGAGGGGGCAGGAGCUAGGGUGACCCUGGGGCUGGUGGUCUCCCCCUGAAACAAAGUGGACAAUAAAGCAGGACUUUAUCGCCAAAGGCUGGGGGCCUCCUUUGUUCUGCCUGCGUGGGAGGAUUGUGAGGCCAGAGCCUUGGGUCUGUGGGUGCUGGGGCGGGCUUCAGGAGUUCCGGUGCCUGUGCUGAGGGCUCCCCUGCUGCGGGGGACAGGGGCCCCUGCUAGACCCCUGCCCCCUUUGUCCUCCAUCCCAAGCAGGCUCGCCCUCCGAUCCUGCCCAAAACGUAUCUAGCCCCGCUCCUCCCCGCAACAGCCAGGCUGGCUCCGCGCGCAAAGAGAAGGGGCGUGGCCCCACCUGAGCUCCCGACCAAUGAGCGGGGGCGGAGUCAAGACACUCGUCGCUCGGCGCGAAGAUGGCGAUAGCGGCCGAAGCAGCUGCGCUGUACCAGCGCCUGCAGGAGCUGGGUUGUCCCGCACUGGAAGGCGCGGCCCCGGGGGACCCCGAUGGCGCCCUACGCCUACUCUGCGCCCCUGGCGGGGCGCGGCGGGCAGCCGUCCUGGAGUGGGCCUGCAUGCGGACCUGCCCGCCGCUGCGAGAGCUGCUGAACGCGAUCCCUGAGGGCCGGGACGAGCUGAGAGCCCGAGAGGUGGUCAAGCUGGGGGCUGACCUGCUGCUCUGCCACCCGGAGGACCUUGCCCUCAUUAAGGGUGAUGCCCCCCCACUUCAGCAGCUCCGGUUCCUCGAGAGUCUCCUGAAUGCGGUGCCUGAGCCCAACUCGGAUGCCUCGCCAGCCAGGCACGGCGAGGACAUUCUGCGUGAGAUGCUAGUGGGCCCAGGCCUGGCCUCGCUGUCUCCCCCUGAUCCCCCUGUGGUCCCCAUGCUGCGCACCCUGCUGCCUGAGCUGCCGCCCAGCCCUCAGAGUCAGGAGGGGACCCAGGUAUCCAGGCUCGCACCCUUCCAGAGCCAAAAGAGAAUCCAGGUCCUGAGCUGGGGGGGGUCCCAGGUGUCUGGGCUGUGGUGUCUCUGCAGGCUUCAAGUGCCACAAGGGAAGUCACUGCUACAGCUGCACAAGGAGCUGUAUGAAGCUGAUGCUGCCCUGGCUCUGUUGGAAGCUGAGGAGCUGGUGGCGCUGGCCCAAGUCACAGACACAACACGGGAUGUCACGUGUGUCUCGGACCAGCAGCAGGACGCUGCCUGGAGGAGUGGAUCCAGCACCACCCUGUCCAGUCGCCUGCAGGAGCUGCAGGGCCAUUACCGGACCCUUCUUGCUUCCUGGAGACUUCCUGUGACCCCUGACCUCCCUGUACCCCCAUUGUAAACCACUCCCCAUGCCUGCUGGUUUUCUGGUCCAAUAAAGGCUGCACUUAAUUAUC